Tuber aestivum (summer truffle) is the source of this 3029-nucleotide messenger RNA. The record is from the annotation of a GenBank genome assembly. NCBI's taxonomy places the organism in Eukaryota, Fungi, Ascomycota, Pezizomycetes, Pezizales, Tuberaceae.
ACCGACCCCACCAUAUCCAAUUGUCACUUACCAAGAUGUCGCCGCAAGUUUCUCUUUCACGGAUAUGCCUUCAGUGCCGAAUGCGCGUAUUUGCGAGCAGUUUUCGUUUGAUGUCAUGUCCCCGCUACAUCCGGACGAGUUUGCGAGAUUCCUCAUGGGAUCUGUGGCUUGAAAAGUCUGUGGUAAGAUACAGAAACUUUUCAACUGGAAUAACGACCCCCGAGAACAAUAAAGAAGAUCCACUCCAAAAAGAGACUGCGUCAUCUGGGUCCAGAUCUCCCACCCCAGAGAGUGUUGGCCCAUCGGGAGUUGUCAUUGCGUCGGAAUCUACUACUUCGUGCGAAGUUGCCUCUAAACAAACUUCUUCCGCAUCCGAAAUUUCCUCCCAGGAAGCCGCUCCUACCUUGGGGACUACUCCUGCGCCGGAAACCGCUCCUUCGUCGGAACUUGCCUCUACAGAACAUUCCUCUGUGUGGGCAACUGCCUCAACCCCAGUGGCUACUUUCCCUCCGGAAUCUCCGCCGUUGGAUAAGACACGAUUAGUUGAGUUAUCGCCGAGUGAAAUUCCAUCGGAUGGAAUACCUUCCACAAUUUCAAACGCUAGCGAUUUCCUAGCUAGCCGGCGUUUCCUAGACGAAGAUGCGGACAAGGGGUCCCACCCACGGCCUCCGAUUGAUACUAAGGCGAGGGAGAGAGCAGUCCUAAAAAACUAUCGAGUUUUGUUGAGAGAUACUAAAGCUGAGGUCGAUCUUGACGAAGUCAUGAAAGUAGCAACCACUGAACCUCCACCGCCGGGGCGUGAUGAAAACUCCGAAAGGAUAAAACCGCCUAAACCAUCCGAGCUCGUCCCACCCCAUCUCCUAGAUUCAGGAAUGAAGUGUGACUUUCCCCCUCCCUUUGGUACCAAAGGAACAUAAAACUUACAGUUUAUAACAGUUGAAUUUCCUGCAGCCACUCACCGGGUAGCAGAUAUAGGUAAAGAACUCAUAGAUAAACAGGUCGUGCUCCAUGGAUACUUCGGCGCUGUGCGGAAGACUGCGAAAUCUCUCUAUUUUUCUUCCUUCCACGACCAUUACUCUGACCCCGCACGUCCACUAAAGGUGGUUUCUUGCAUUGAUUCUCUAUCGCCCCAAAUUACCAAAACAGCCCAUCAAGUACUUGGGUCCCUCCAUCGGCUUACGCCUGUAGCUCUCCGAGCAUCAGUUUACAAGUGCGCGCCUUCAAAGUCCCCAGAAAAAAGGAAAUCUGAUGAGGAAGUUGAGCUCCGGGUCAAAGAAAUUUUCCCGCUCAAUUCGGUGUCGGAAAGUUUGAUUUAUACUCCAGAGACAAUUUUUCCGCCAGAGAAACGUCACCUACAACUCAGGACUGCCAAGGAACUUUCUGCGGCCUUGCGCCUUCGCUCGCGUACAGCGUCUGAGUGCCGCAAGUUUCUUGAAGAGAAUGAUUUUCUUGAAGUUGAGACUCCGUUGUUGUUUAAAUCUACUCCCGAAGGAGCCCGAGAAUUCCUUGUACCAACUCGGAAGGGAAACGGCACAUGCUACGCUUUACCACAGUCACCCCAACAAUACAAGCAAAUUUUGAUGGCUAGCGGUGUUCCUCGUUACUACCAGCUUGCUAAAUGUUUCAGAGACGAAGAUUCGAGAGCGGACCGACAACCAGAAUUCACCCAACUUGAUAUGGAAAUGUCAUUUGCCACAUCAAACGAUGUGAUGGAUUCGGUUGAACAACUGAUCAUAAGGAUAUGGAAUAAUGUCUUAGGCGUUCGUAUAGAUCCUGGAUUCAGACGAGCACCAUAUUGGUGGACAAUGAAGAAUUACGGCACAGAUAAACCUGACAUGAGAUAUGCAAAUCAUAGAGUAAUCUCGAUAUUCUCUAUCCUCCUUUAUUCUACUAACCAAGAUAUAGAUUAAAAGCCUCCAUGGGGCUCUCCCACAUCUAUCUAAGGCGGGCAGAUAUAUAGAAGGGUUUAUAUUCUACGGAAACACACCCAACUAUAACACGGACCAAGCUACAGAGCUUCUGGAAGAGUUCAAGAAAGAAAAUCCGAGUGUGAGCGACGAUAAUUACGUGGCCUAUAUCGCCGGCUUAGGGAAGGAAACUCAAGCUUAUAUCGAAGGCGGGAUGGAGCUGUGGCACGAGGCUGAUUUAGCUAAUAUCCACGGGGCGCUCUGGGUACACCGACCUGGUGCAAUAGUUGUGAUUAAGGAGCGUCGUGGCUACUACUCUGUAACCCCCCUUCCCCCCCCGCUCUCUGUACAAACCAGAGCUGACUACGCUAGGGUGGGAAUACUAAACUCGGUCUUCUGAGAACCGCACUUCUAAACAAAGCCGUUGAAAAACGGCUCCUCCAGGGUCGAAUCGACCACGCAUUUGUCUGGGUCGUCGACUUCCCCCUCUUCUCUCCGACCAGCACCGGCGAUCCCAGUCAGCCCGGAAGAGCCCCCUUCUCAUCAACCCACCAUCCCUUCACGGCCCCUAUCGCAGAAGACAUCCAACUCCUGAGAUCAUCGCCGUACCGUGUCCGCGCCGAGCAUUACGACCUAGUCGUCAACGGAAUAGAACUCGGCGGAGGCAGCAGGCGUAUUCACGAGGCAGCGCUGCAGAAAUACAUACUUGAGAAAGUGCUCAGGAUGCCCCAGGAUGAGCUGCAGCAAUUCGACCACUUAUUGGAGGUCCUCGACAGUGGAUGUCCCCCGCACGCGGGUAUCGCCCUGGGUUUCGAUAGGCUGAUUGCUGUGAUGACGGGCCGCGAUAGCAUUCGGGAUGUCAUUGCCUUCCCGAAGAACGCUAAGGGCGCCGACGUGAUGGUUGGGUCACCAAGCGCGGUUCUGGAUAGGGAGCUGCGGGCAUAUGGGCUUCAGAGGAUUUGAACCCCUUGGACCGCAGGGAAGAGAGGGAGGUGGUACUAGCUGCCUGUAUAUACAUCAUCACGUGCUUUUAUAUUAUAAUUAAGGUGGGGGAGGCUUGUUGAUUUCACCCACAGAUGGAGGGCCUAUUUCGUUAUCACAGAAUAUCACUCGAUGUCAUUU